Daktulosphaira vitifoliae (grape phylloxera) is the source of this 1293-nucleotide messenger RNA. RefSeq lists its product as uncharacterized. The record is from RefSeq and is a predicted model, not a curated record. The transcript is spliced from 3 exons. NCBI's taxonomy places the organism in Eukaryota, Metazoa, Arthropoda, Insecta, Hemiptera, Phylloxeridae. The coding region runs from base 93 to 1277 and encodes 394 amino acids.
UUAGUAUAUAAUUUAUUUAAAAACUGUUUAAUUUUAGUUGAUGAACUAUUCAGGAAUUUAAGAAUUGUUGAAAAUUCUCUUAAAAUAAUAAUAUGUUACUGAAUAUAGUGAAAUUAAUAAUUCUUUUUAUUCAAACAAUCAACCAAUCGAUUUGUGUUGAUCUAAAUAACAUUACACAUGCGGACAUACAGACUCUGAAAAGGGAAUACCCAAAUAUUUUUAAUGCCAAACUUCAACAACAUUCUUAUUAUAUUAUAUCAAAAAAUGAGGUAUUGUAUUGUCCAGUACCUUACAGUCAUGAAGUAGAUAAUGAAGAAGUUCCUUAUGAAGGUAUAGAAAUAAUAAAUAGAAAAUUGGAAGAAGUGGUUGAUAACUGUGUGUAUGAAGAAAAAUAUGCUUUGGCUUAUAUAAUCAUUUUAAAUGCUAUUGAACGUAUGGGCCUUACAUAUAUGUAUCGGUUCUGCGAGUUUGCAAUAGAAAUGAAUAAAAAAGGUACCAAUAUAUUUGAUUACUUAGAAGGCUUUAGUGAACAUCUUGCUAAACUUAUACGAAUAUUUAAUAGAGAAAUGAUUUCUCUUAAGCCGUAUGAAUGUAUUUUAGAUGUUUACAUAAAACACAAACCCAAUCAUAAGAAUUGCAAGUUUAAUAAAGUAGACAAAAAAUACAGAGAGGAUUUACUAAGCUGCAUGGAAUUAAUGAAAGAUAAAGUACACUUUUUAGCAGAACCUCGUGUAGAAUCAAUGAAUACUAUGUCUAUAGACAAAUUAGUAGAGUAUAAUAAUAAUAAUACUCGAAUUAUUCUUGAUGGGUUGCGUUUAGUGCUAUAUUUUCCUGAUUACAAAAUUAUAAUUGGAGUUAAAAAUCAAACCUCUUGUACUAUAUGUGGACGAGAAUACAGUGGUAUUAUCCAGAUAAUUUACAUUUUUUCACCAUGUGGACAUGGCUGGUGCUGUAAUACGUGUGCUGACAAAAUUGUGGCUUGUCCUGUAUGUAAUGAAUUGACUACGGGUACUCAAAAGCUAAGUAUACAAACACCUACUUCAAUAGUUGAAAAAGAGCAUUGGCCCUUAUCGCCAAGAUGUAUCUUAGAUGGACGAGAAAUACGUUGUUUAAAAUGCCGUAGUCAAAUAAAAGAUGCAAAUCCUUCAAACAGACACGUAAUGAGACCAUGUGGUCAUGGUUGGUAUUGCAGAAAAUGCGCUAAGAAAAAAAACUGUUCAUUAUGUAUCCACAAAGCCACAGGUUAUUUGCGUGUAAAUUUGUUAAACAACGAAUAAAUCUAAUAUAGUUAUU